Molecule: messenger RNA, 510 nt
Organism: Leptopilina heterotoma
Lineage: Eukaryota; Metazoa; Arthropoda; Insecta; Hymenoptera; Figitidae
Product: protein FAM133-like
Exons: 1
Coding region: 1-510 (169 amino acids)
Source: RefSeq, a predicted model, not a curated record
AUGACAAAGACAAUGGAAAAUAGUCUCAAAACAUCACCAAACGAAUCCGGGUUCCUAGACCCGAACGAUGUUGAAAUGUGCACACUUAGUCGUGCGGAGAAAAGAAGGCUGAGUACUUCUUCAGCAAAGCAGUCGAACACAGAGUCAAGUGACUCAACAGCAUCCGAGGCUCGCUCCAAAGAUACAAACUCUGCUAAGAAGAAGAAGAAAAAGCAAGAUCGAAAGCUGUUGAGGGAGAGUUCAAGCCCGAAGAAAGCUGAGAACACAAAACCUUCGGAGAAGAAGUCAGAAGACAUAUCAGUCGAUGACACUGCUUAUUCAGAAGCCGAGAAAAAGGCAGAAGAAGAAGCAAAAUUGAAGGAAGAGAAAAGAGAGCAGAACCUCAGACUGCGGGCGAAAGCAGCCAAGAGGUCUCUCUUAGAUCUAUUGAAAAAAUCUCCGGAGGUAUCGAAGGAACUGAGCAGUGAAAUAAUGGAAGAGGUGGAAACACUCGAUUAUCAAAGCCCCUGA